Emiliania huxleyi CCMP1516 is the source of this 774-nucleotide messenger RNA. RefSeq lists its product as hypothetical. The coding region runs from base 1 to 774 and encodes 257 amino acids. Lineage: Eukaryota; Haptophyta; Isochrysidales; Noelaerhabdaceae. The transcript has 3 exons. The record is from RefSeq and is a predicted model, not a curated record.
AUGCACUCGCUGUCGCUGUCGCGCCUCGCCUGCGGCUGCGACGUCCACCUCACAGCUGAGCAGGCGCGUGCCUUGGCGAAGAAGGAGGGCCUCUCGCUCGUGGAACGCAAGAACGCCACCGGCUUCGCGGGCGUCAUCGAGUCCACUUCGCGGUUGCACCCUUUCGCCGUCUUGGACACCCGGCCGACGACUGAUGGCAGCAUCGAUGGCAGCAUCGGCAAGGCAAAGAAGAAGAUCCUGGGCAAGUUCGUGACGGCGGAGCACGCCGCGCUCGCGUACGCCAGGCAUGUGGCCGAGGUUGGCGUGCGGGCCCGCGGUGGCUGGAGGGCGGGGUCGGGCAGGAAGCGAGCCGCUGAUGCAUCGACUGGAGCAGAGGCUUGGUGGAAGUACCGUAGCGAGGAGAGGGGGAGGAUCGAGGCGAUGAGUGCCGAGGCCGCUGGGGAGGCCGCGGUAAAGGAGGGCGCGAACAGGGUGAGCACGGCGAUCAACCCGUCGGGCUAUAAAGGCGUCAUUAUGCGGGCCAGCACGGCGGAAGGCGGCCCGACGGCCUACUCCGCACACUGGCAGCCGUGCGCGAGCGACGCGAAGCGCCUCGGCAAGAAGGGCCUGCGCUUCGGCGUGUGGUCCUGCCCGGAGCACGCCGCGCUUGGACCUUUGGCGCGCGAGGAGGCGAGCGGCGCUGCAACAUCAUCGUGGAACUUGCAAUGCCUCGCUGACGUGGCUGGGUGCAAGGCGCCGGACGGCGGAGCCGGUACAGCACGGCGGGUCGAGUGA